Globicephala melas (long-finned pilot whale) is the source of this 1446-nucleotide messenger RNA. NCBI's taxonomy places the organism in Eukaryota, Metazoa, Chordata, Mammalia, Artiodactyla, Delphinidae. The record is from RefSeq and is a predicted model, not a curated record.
AUGGGGAUCCUUAUCUCCAUCUUCAGGCGAGGCCAUCGGAAGAAGGCAGUGAUGGGUGCUCGCACCUCCACGACGUCCCGCAGCUCAGUGUCCGCAGUGGACACAGUCACUGUCAGUGUGGCGCGGGGGCAACCAGUGCCAGCCACGACACCCAGCUGUGUCCCGAACUACAGCACAGAGAAGACGGUGUUGAGGGCCCUGGGAGAGAGCGGGCAAGGGAUGGCCAAGCAGGAGGAAGUCCCCACAGUCACAGGGAAGAACGAUGACCAGAGAAGCCCCAAUGACACCGGGGGCGCACGAUCUGCAUUUAGGCCCCUGGGGGGCUCUUUCUUCGUGCCCAGGCCUGGACCUCUGCAGAGAGACCUCCACGCCAAGUGGGCAGGGGACAGAUCCGCCAGGAAACUGCAGACCUCUUGUAUGAGCUCCUGCCCCCAAAGAAACGCCAUCACGAGCUCAUAUAGCUCUACCCGAGGUUUCCUGCCAGUGAAGAGAAGGAGGGAUCCCGCCAUACCGCAAGGGCUGCCCCAGAAGUCUGCAAAGACAGGGCGCGAGGAGGGCCCUCCAUCGCCCUCUGCAGCUCCGGUGGUUUACCAGAGGAAAAGCCAGCCUGACAAAAAUGCAGAGGCAGCAAGAGGGCAGAAACGGCCCUGGAGGAACAGCUCCCGCACAUCUGACAGUCCCAGGCCCCAAAAACGCAGGUUUCCUCUGCUGCCACACAGGCGAAGGGAGCCUCUGAUGCUGCCCCCAGCCCCUGAGCCGGGUUUCCGGGUCACUGCUGAAGACCUAGACUCGGAGAAGGAAGCAGCGUUCCGGAGCAUCAACAGUGCGCUGCGGGGUGAGACCUAUGCCAUCGGGGACCUCGGCAGCUCUCCCCAGCAUAGGAGCCUUCAGGUGCUGGAGACCUUCCCUCCUGAGAUCCAGGUCUUCAUGAAGGACUCCAGUGGCCAGGGCAAGCCUUACGCCAUUGACCCUGAUGACUCCAUCCACGACUUGAAAGAGAAGGUUGAAGAGGCUGGAGGACCUUACAUGGAGGGUCCCGGGGCCAGAAACUGUGGAAUCAAUAGCUUCUCAGAUUGCACAUCAAGGAUUGUGACACCAUCAUGCUCCUCCUCCAGCGGAGACGAGGCUGCCCCUCUCUCCCUGCACGCUGUGGGCUGGGUGUGCAACCCGGCUCGGGCCACAGUCCCAACACCCCCUCCAACACCCCCCCCACCCCCACCCCCACCCCCCGUCCCCGCCGACCCCGCUCGGCGCCCACCACAGCCGGCAAAGCCCACACGGGGCGCUCAGUUAAAGCUGAACCUUAGGCUAGCCCAGUGCCUGGCCCCGGAGAAGUCUCUGCGAAAAACUGGCACAGACGAAUUAGCAGUACAGACUGGGGUCUCCCUACUACCCUUCAUGCUUGGCGGCAUCACCUUCGACUACCUCGCAUUCUCCCGGCGCUGA